Molecule: messenger RNA, 1890 nt
Organism: Plasmodium vivax (malaria parasite P. vivax)
Lineage: Eukaryota; Apicomplexa; Aconoidasida; Haemosporida; Plasmodiidae
Product: histone acetyltransferase, putative
Exons: 1
Coding region: 1-1890 (629 amino acids)
Biological process (GO): regulation of DNA-templated transcription
Molecular function (GO): histone acetyltransferase activity
Source: RefSeq, a predicted model, not a curated record
AUGGGGGGGAGCAAAAAUGACAGUUCGCAGGCGAACAAGGGGGGAGGCGGGGGCUCGAGCAAAGGCUCCAAGGGGGCGAGUAGCAAGUCCAAGGCGGGGGCAGACAAGUCCGCCUCGGCGGGGGCGCCCCCUGGGGAGGAGGACCCGGCGGUGAAGCCGCAUGAGAGUGCAGCGGUGAAGAAUGAGGAGAGUGCAGCGGUGAAGAAUGAGGAGGGUGUGGCGGCAAAAACUGAGGAGAGUACGGCAGUAAAGACCGAUGAUAGCACAGCGGUGAAGACCAAGGAAAGCACAGCCGUUGCUGCGGGGAGCGCCGCCGCCACUGCGCCGGGUGGCCAGGCGCAGGGCAAGGGGUCGAGCCGGGGGGGCAGCAAGGCGGGCGCGAAGGGGUCCGGCGGUUCCAGGAGCAGGGAGAAGGGUUCAGCCAGUGCGGCCAACGGAGCAAAUGCGGCCAACGCAGCAAAUGCAGUCAACUCCGCCAACGCCGCUAAUACGGCCACCUCCGCUAACUCCGCUAAUAGCGCCAGUGCGGGCGCCCCCCCCGGCGGGAGCAAACCCGCGAAGGGGGGGAGCAGCAAGGUGAGGAGCACGGGGAAGGCGCUGAGCUCGCUGUCCAAGUUCAACGACUCCUACGCGCUGAUAUUCCCAAACGCGCUGCCAGUGAAGCAGGUGAUGUGGGGCCUGGACCCUCUGAACAAAGUCUGGCGGUAUUGCUCCAUUGUGUAUGCGAGGCCGAAGAAUAAAAACUUUAGCGACCUCAAUUUUAUCUUCCCAUUGAAUUUAAGCAAAAAUGAAAUUAUGAGUAAAUUUUCCACCGAGCUGUGUUCCAAUUCGGCUCAGAUGAAGGAGAGCGAUUACGAUUACUACGUGCAUUGGGAGAGAUUCGACAGACGUCUGGACUGUUGGCUGGCAUAUAAAAAUUUGCGUCUUCUAGAUGAGGAGCCAGAUGAUGGUUUGCCAUGCAUUCGAGAUGUAGACAAUGAAGAGUCAGAGCAUGAUGACCACGCGGGAAUCGAUAAAGAGUACCUAAGGGAACAUGAAGAAAAUACGAAACUAAAAACGAUAAAUCAAAUAAAAUUUGGAAUGUACCUAAUCGACACGUGGUAUUUCUCCCCCUACCCAAAGGAGUAUCAAAAUAUAGACGUCCUCUACAUUUGCGAAUUCUGUUUAUCCUUUUUUAAAGAAAAUGAGGAGUUGCUUCGACACACGGAAAAAUGCGAAAUAAGACACCCACCUGGGAAUGAAAUAUACCGAUGCGAGAACAUUUCCAUUUUUGAAAUUGAUGGGAAUUACUUUCGAAUUUAUUGCGAAAAUUUAUGCUUCCUUUCAAAGCUAUUUUUGGACCAUAAGACGCUAAAGCAUAGAGUCAAUUUGUUUUUAUUUUAUGUAAUCACCGAAUUUGAUAUGUACGGGUACCACAUCACUGGGUAUUUUUCCAAAGAGAAAUAUUCCAAAAAUAAUGUGUCUUGCAUUUUGACUCUUCCUCAACAUCAGAAGAAGGGCUAUGGGAAGUUCCUCAUAAAUUUUAGCUACUUUUUAUCCCAGACGGAGAGACGUACAGGUACUCCUGAGAGACCUCUUUCCGAUUUGGGGGUAGCUUCCUACAUGGCCUACUGGUAUGAGACCCUCCUAAAGGUGCUCAUAAAUUAUGAACAGCUCUCCAUUCAGGAGCUCUCCGAAAUUACAAGCAUUGAGACCAACGAUAUUAUUUCUUGUCUUGAGGAGAAGGACAUUUUCAAGAGCGUCUCCAAUGGGGCGGGCGAGUCCGUUUACUACAUCAACCCGCAGCAGCUCCAGUUCGUUCUUGCCAAGGUGGGCCAGAAGAACUACGACUUGUGCCGGAGCAAGCUCCACUGGGUCUCCUACGAUUAUUACUUGGCCAUGUACGAGUAG